Closterium sp. Naga37s-1 is the source of this 633-nucleotide messenger RNA. NCBI's taxonomy places the organism in Eukaryota, Viridiplantae, Streptophyta, Zygnematophyceae, Desmidiales, Closteriaceae. The record is from the annotation of a GenBank genome assembly.
AUGCAGCAGACGCAGCAGAGAGCGAGUGCAGGCGAUGCGUUGAUCCUGUGGUCAGAGGCUACUAUAAUUCUGCUGUACGACCAUGAGGAGGACAAGCUCCUGGCUGACCUCUCUGCCAUCGCCACCACUGCCAGGGCCAACCGCACUGCCGCUGCUGCUAGGGACGCUGCAGCUCCACCAAUUCUUGGGCCAUACCUGGGUGUUUCAUACGUAAAGCUCAUCACCUUCGUCCCUGAGAUCUUCAUCAACACGUUCGUCCUCAUCGACCCCAGCGGCGCCCCCAUCCUGCGCUACAACAAGUCGCACCUCUUUCCCUCUGUGGAGGCGGACGUCCUGCCAGGCUCCGGUUACCUGCCCGUGGUGGACACAGAACUAGGGAGAAUGUCCGUGGCUGUCUGCCUUGACAUGCAGUUCCCUGCGCUCAUCCGCCAGGCCGGCAGACAGGGAGUGGACAUUCUGCUGGAACCCAGCUGGUCAUGGGGCGCCACAGGCCACUUGCUUUCUGAUGGAGACACAGUGAGGGCGGCAGAGAAUGGGCUCACUCUUCUGCGCUGUUGCUCCGUUGGGGUGUCAGGGAUUGUCUCUCCUCACUAUCGCACCCUUGCAGCACGGUGCGUGAUCCUCCUGCAAUGA